Molecule: messenger RNA, 1821 nt
Organism: Periophthalmus magnuspinnatus
Lineage: Eukaryota; Metazoa; Chordata; Actinopteri; Gobiiformes; Gobiidae
Product: nucleolin
Exons: 4
Coding region: 328-984 (218 amino acids)
Source: RefSeq, a predicted model, not a curated record
GUUCUGACGCCUUCUUCUUCUGAGCAUCGCACCAUCUUUCACACGUCUCAGUGCAGUCGACGCCACGGCACAACGACACAGGACGGUCCAACGCCGCCAACGCCACUGCAACGACAACAAGUCACACUGUGGAAACCAUAACUGGCUGCAAACUUCCUGUCGCUGCCCUCAUCUCAUGCAACAGGUUUAAGUUUUUUCCUGUGGCACUUUCGUCUAAAUUAAUGCUGGACGCACGUUUUUAGUUCCUGAUGCAGUGACGUCGACGGCUGGAGGCUGUGAGGCGACUGGAACAACUCUGGUGACACAGACGAACACUUCGGCUUGAUUAUGGAGAAAAAACCCAAAAUGAACGAAGACGGGGAGCUCAUCAACUUAGUGACCCACACGACUAUCUUAGCUCUGUUUUUCUUCCUGGUCGCUCUUCUCAUCCUGCUGUUUUUCCUGUACAAAUACUUAAACAGGGAAGCAAAUGGAAAAUACACCGUCCAACGCAUUGUAUUCAGGGAAGGGGGGUUGCGGGAUAGGGCCAGAGAUGCAACAGUGGCCGUGGCAACCCGCCUGGGAGUCCCACUGGGGCAUCAAAGGGGUCCAGACUCGAGUGAAGAGGAUGAGGCGUAUGGGGAUGAGGAGGAGGGGCGGGUGAAUUCAAACGGUACCAACGGGAGAGAUGAAGAUGAAGAUGAAGCUGAGCAGGUUGAUAAACAGAAAAGUGAUAGCGAAGGUGAACUUAACGACGUAAAGGGGAAGUCUGAAGACAAUUCAGCAGAAAGCUCAGAUGAGGAACAGCAACCUCUCGUCGAACCUGCGCCGGAGCCGAAGGCAGAGGCCGGUAAGGUGGAGGAGCCAGCGGCAGGUGAAGAAGAGGAAGACAAACUGGUGAUGAGUGGACCCAUAGUCAUCAACCUCAACCAAUUUUCAGGCAGUGUCCAGUGGUCUGAAGAAGAUGGAGAUAAAGGUGUAGUAGGUGAUGUAACACCACUGUAAGAAAUGAAAUAAUAUAGAAUAAACAAGAGACCAGGAAAAAAAAGGCUAAGUUAGAAUGUAUAUGAUCAUCAAGUGCAUAUGUCAGGUUACACAGUACUUUUUCAGCAAAACAUAGUUAACAUAAUAAUAUUUAACUUUCUUUUUUUAAGAUUUUAUUUUAUUUUUUUAAGAUUUUAAGUGUUUCAUUGUUUUCGCUUUUUUAAGUUUUAAUUUUUGUUUAUUUUUAUUUUUUAUUCCGGUGACGUUUAUAAUUUUACUUCCUGGUUGGGCACGUGCGGCAGAUAUGACGUAUCAUACGACGUACACGUAGACGUUACCUAGCAACCCGGACGUUAGCAAGACCCGAAACUCGUCUAAACUGAACAGUAAUUAUGAUAAAUCUAAUUAAAGUAAAAUGCAACACCUUUAUUUUUGUUAAAGCAACGUUUAAAGUGUCAGGAGAAUGUGUGACUUGUGCGUAAACUGUAUUUUGGCGGUAGAGUCUGUUUUAGAACUCAGAGCUACUUCCUGUAUUUUUGUACUUUUUUUUUCUAUUUAACUGAUGUAAAACCGUGAUAAACAUUCACCACAGAAUCCACCCAAACAAAACAAGUCAUAAAUAAGAAACCAUGAAACCUGCCAUGUGCAUUUUAUGUGAGUUUUUUCUUUACUUUUGAGGUAAAUGUGUUUUAUUCGUGUGUUUUGUUCAUGUUGUACUUGAGAGUGAGUCUGGUGUGACCCACAUCUGCUCCACAAACAAACUACAAACAUCACAACAUAUCUGACAUUGUAUUUUACACUUUACACUGUUUCUGUGUACUAUUUUAUGUGUUGGCCAAAUAAACUUGUGUAUUGUUG